Molecule: messenger RNA, 972 nt
Organism: Mycena indigotica
Lineage: Eukaryota; Fungi; Basidiomycota; Agaricomycetes; Agaricales; Mycenaceae
Product: ODC2-mitochondrial 2-oxodicarboxylate carrier
Exons: 12
Coding region: 61-972 (303 amino acids)
Source: RefSeq, a predicted model, not a curated record
UCAUCCGAGCUAUAUUUUCUCUUUUCCCGCCUGCCAUCCAGAGAACUCGACGUGAUUCUAAUGGCUGCCUCCGCAGACAGAAAACCUUUACCAUUCAUUGCCAACUUCGCUGCUGGCGCCAUCGCAGGCAUUUCCGAAAUUUUAACAUUUUAUCCUCUCGAUGUUGUGCGUAGUUACAGCGUGAAAACGAGGAUGCAGUUGGAGACGGGUACAACCAGUCAAGGUCUUGUUGGGAGCUUUCGUACCAUUAUACGAGAAGAGGGUUUUGGUCGCUUGUAUCGAGGGCUCGUUCCACCGCUUCUUUUAGAGGCCCCGAAGCGGGCUGUAAAAUUCGCCGCCAACGAUUUCUGGGGGAAUACCUAUCUCGCAUACUCCGGCGAAUCCAAGAUGACGCCUAAUCUCUCAAUUCUCACUGGCUGCAGUGCUGGUGCAACAGAAAGUUUUGUCGUUGUCCCGUUCGAACUUGUGAAAAUCAAACUACAAGACAAAACGAGCACCUUUGCCGGACCUAUGGCAGUAGUGCGACAUAUAAUUGCAACGGAUGGACUGUUAGGUCUCUACGCUGGAAUGGAAAGCACCUUUUGGCGGCAUGUCUGGUGGAAUGGUGGAUAUUUUGGCUGCAUAUACCAAGUCCGAGCUACGCUUCCCAAGCCUGAGACCCCUCAAGGCACUCUCUUCAACAACUUUGUUUCUGGCGCGAUUGGCGGUUUUGCGGGCACUGUAGUGAACACUCCCUUCGAUGUCGUUAAAUCCCGCAUCCAAGGCGCUGCAAAGGCGCCUGGCGUCAAACCCAAAUACAAUUGGACUUACCCCGCCCUAGUCACAAUUUUCCGUGAAGAGGGUGCCAGUGCGCUGUACAAGGGAUUCGUACCCAAAGUCCUUCGAUUAGCGCCUGGAGGUGGCGUCUUACUCUUGGUGGUAGAAGGGGUUUUAGGCAUGUUCAGAACAAUGCUUGGUCCACCCUAUGUGUAA